GGGACACAGGGUUGCAUGGUUUUCUUGCGAUACAAGUCCGUUUCUUCAGAUCUCAAUGUAAGACCGAGCCAAGCCAAGGUCGUUUCUUUUUCAUUCUUCCCUCUCUCUUUCUUAUAAAUGCCUUCCCUUGCUUACCUCAAAGCGCCAACUUUCUCAAAAGGACCACAUUUCUUCUCUCUAUCUCUCUCUUUCUCUUGCACGAAGAAAGAAAGAGAGAGAUAACAAAAACCACAAACAAAAAAACAGCAAAACAAAAAAAACCAAAAAGAAAAAGAAGAAGAAGACGACGAACAUUGUCUGUUUUUUUUGGAAAGGCAAAAUGUUUGAUGGGCUGUUCAAACCCAAGUUCUAUACGAAAUGCAAGUCGUUGGUCAAGAUAACGAAGACAAGAGUAGACACGGUGAAGAGGAAGAAAAACUCGGUUUGCAAAUAUCUCAAGAACGACAUUGUCGAUCUUCUCAAGAACAGCCUCGAUUACAAUGCAUAUGGCAGGGCAGAAGGGCUUAUAGAGGAGAAAAGGAGGCUGGCUUGUUAUGAGUUUUUGGAGCAAUUCUGCAUCUGUGUUGCAUCCAAUGUCUCUCUCUUACAGAAAUCCAGCGGGUGCCCCGAUGAGUGUCGCGAGGCCAUCUCCUCCCUUGUAUAUGCAGCGGCUAGAGUCUCUGAAGUGCCUGAGCUACGCGACCUCAGAUCUUUAUUUGCUGAGAGAUACGGGAACAAACUUGAACAGUUUGUGAAUCCUGAGUUUGUAGAGAGAUUCAAAGCAGAGCCGCCGUCAAAGGAAAUGAAGGUGGAGCUGCUGCAGGAAAUCGCAAGAGAGUACUCCAUAAAUUGGGAUGCCAAGUCUUUAGAGCAGAGAUUGUACACACCAGCUCAUCAUCAUACGGAAACUGAAGAGCCAAAAACAGAGAAGUCCAAGGACCCCGAAACGAGAAGCAGCCUUUGGUUCCAUGGCAGAGAAGACUCAAUGGAUGACAGCAACAAGUCCAUAAUGAGUACAAGCGAAGAAGACUCCAUGAGUACAAGCGGGAGUUGUGUGACUGGCCCGGAGGAGGAUCCUGAAACGAAACCCUUGUACUACAGAUUCAUGACUCCUGCUGCGCCAUACACCAAACCCAAAAUCGAAAAACAGGAAAGCCUUCCGGAGAAGAUGACCAAAUCUGAUCUCAUGGACACCGAAUCGCCGAGGGCCGGAAAAGCAAAGCCGAGAUCAGUGAGACGAAGAUUCGCAAACCCGCCCCCUGAAGCGGAAGGGGAAGCAUUGAAACAGGAGAGUAAGAAGAAGAACAUAAUGAGAACAUCAGAUUCGAUGGGGAAAGCAAGCGGAGGAGAGGGGUUUAGGAGAAUGAGUCGUCGAACAGCCUCGUGGCAGCAUAAGCCCUCCAGCUGCGUCCCCGAUUUUGAUGAGGUCGCCGCUCGCGUCGAUGCCCUCUCACGAAAUUGAUUUUCUUCUGUGUCUGUGAAACACCCCAAAAAGAAAGAAAAAAAACACAAAAUGCUGUAGUAGUUGUUGUUGUCGUCGUCGUCUUCUUAUUUGUAAUUAAACCGCCGCCAAACUCACUCUUUUAAAUCCGGAAAAUCCCUAAUUAACGGACGCGA
Molecule: messenger RNA, 1596 nt
Organism: Arabidopsis lyrata subsp. lyrata
Lineage: Eukaryota; Viridiplantae; Streptophyta; Magnoliopsida; Brassicales; Brassicaceae
Exons: 7
Coding region: 320-1441 (373 amino acids)
Biological process (GO): protein transport
Source: RefSeq, a predicted model, not a curated record